AUGCUGCCCACCCCGUCGACGGAGGGACAGGCGUGGAAACGACAAGCCCAGAGGAUCAGCAACGCCGGCGAUGACGACAGGGAGAGCCCCACCGAGGAAGAAGGGCAGACGUCGAUGUCGGCCCUCAGCAUCUUCCGUGCGAAUGAGGAGGAGAUCGAGAGGAGGAAGAUGGAGGUGAGGGAGAAGGUCUUCUUGCAGCUCGGCAGGGCGGAGCAGGAGACUAAACGCCUGUCUGUUAUCCGCGAGGUGAGUCGAACCCUCAAUAAGGACUCAGAAAAUCAGAAACCCUAUCAGCACUGCAUUUAUUACGUCUGUGAUUUUCCAUGAAUAAAUCCUGGCGUGGAACGAAUCCGCCCUAUCCGCCUGGACUGACGCGACGGAAAUCCGGCAGGAGCUGGAAGCCAUGGCGGAUCCGACGCGGAAGGAGGUCGCGGCUGUCCGCAAGAAGAUCGAUGCUCUCAAUCGGGACCUGAAGCCUCUCGGACAGAGCUGCCUGAAGAAGGUCCUAGCCUCCUUCCCCUCGUCCUCCAACAGCUCGCGGUGAAAAACAAGCGACUGUGGACGUUCAUUCUUUUCUUUUUUUCUUUGCUAUCCGUUUUAUUAGAUCGACAUUCCUGCUGAAACAUACAUCUGCGUUCGACCCCGAAGGAGAAGGAAUACAAGGAAGCCCUUGAAGCGUUCAACGAGAGGAACAAGGAAAAAGCUCAGAUGGUGACCAGAUUGGUGGAGGUAACCGAUUUUCAGCGCUAUCGACCCUUGCAUGUCUGGCUCAUCGAAGCCCUAGCUCAUCAUCUCCAUGGUGUCUGUCCGCGCAGUUGAUAAGCGAAAGUGAGAGGCUCCGGAUGCAGAAGUUGGAGGAGCUGAGCAAGAUGAUGGACGAACUCCGCUGA
Spirodela intermedia is the source of this 890-nucleotide messenger RNA. The record is from the annotation of a GenBank genome assembly. NCBI's taxonomy places the organism in Eukaryota, Viridiplantae, Streptophyta, Magnoliopsida, Alismatales, Araceae.